UGUAAACGUCUUUAACUGUGAUUGUGCCAACUUAACAACGAUUCUAAUUUGAGACUGAUUCAGUAUAAAUUAUAUAAGAUUCCUUCUUAUAUUUUCAUAAUUAUGUAACCUAUAAUAAUGUCAUUGAUUUGUUGCGUGCAAAUUGUAAAUAUAAUGUGAUCUCUUCAUACUGAAGACUUGUGAAAUGUCUGAAUAAAAAUAUGUUUACGUAAUCUGAUUUUCAUUUCUGAUAGCUUAGAUGCCUUUCCCCAAAAUCGACCUUGAGAUACGCUGCGUGCUGAUGUUGCUGGAAAGCGCAUGCGUACCUUCCACACUCAAGUAACAGUAAUCAAUAAAGACCUCGCAAUAGCGGACACACUUUACCAAUAGUCGCAUAACAACAAAUCUCUCAAAAUGUUGCGGAUUCUACUAUUCCUCUCAGUUUUUGCAAUAAUUAAUUGCGAACCGGAAACUGUCAGAGAUAAUUUUGACUAUUUCAGUUAUGGUUCCAACGACGAUUUGCUUAAAAAUUUGGACCUUCAUUUGCCAAAAGACGAAAUAGUAUUGAGGCCUCAAGAAGUGAAAGACUGGCCACAACAAUCAUUGAACGUGGGACAAAUCACAGCAGUGUCAAUUAAUUCUCUAGGACAACCAGUGAUUUUUCACAGAGCGGAAAGAGUAUGGGAUGAAAGUACAUUCAAUGAAUCAAACGUAUACCAAAAUUUGGAUAAAGGGCCAAUCAUCGAGGAUACCAUUUUGGUUCUUGAUCCCAACACUGGUUCAGUGCUUCAUAGUUGGGGAGCGUAUGCAUUUUACAUGCCGCAUGGUUUGACAGUCGACCACCACGACAACGUAUGGGUCACCGACGUGGCAAAACAUCAAGUUUUUAAGUAUACACCUAACAAUCACAAAUACCCGAGUUUAACGAUUGGUGAAGCGUUUACCGCUGGUUACCCAUACAGACGUCGAGUGCUUCUCUGCAUGCCUACAGCUGUAGCUGUUGCGACUACAGGAGAAAUCUUUGUUGCUGAUGGCUAUUGCAACAACCAGAUCCUAAAAUUCAAUGCAGCAGGAACAUUGCUGUUAGCGAUCCCCUCUUACUCUGAUACCUUAACCUUGAACCUUCCCCACAGCGUGACUUUAUUGGAACAUUUGGACAUCGUAUGCGUGGCUGAUAGAGAAAACAUGAGAAUCGUAUGCCCGAAGGCUGGAUUGAAGAGCUACAUUAAAAUGUUAGAGCCUGCAACAGUCAUACAGGACCCAACUUUGGGCCGCGUGUUUGCUGUUACGUCUCAUGGGGAUACUAUUUACGCAGUUAAUGGACCGACGGCGCAAAAUAUAGCGGUGAGGGGAUUCACAGUGAAUGCAGUUUAUGGAAAUAUCUUGGAUACUUGGGAGCCGAGUACUGGCUUCACCAACCCACACUCAUUGGCUGUAACUAGAAACGGAUCGCAUCUGUAUGUUACAGAGAUAGGACCAAACAAAAUCUGGAAGUUUGAAUUGGCAGAUGUAUACGAUAAGAAGUAGACUAAAUGUUAUAAUAAGAAGUUCCAACCAAUUAGAGCUUUACGUAAAUAUGAAUAUAGAGAAAUGCUUUAAACAUGGAUGCGAAUGAAAUUCGCUUUGACGGCCAGUAACAAAGUGCAUAAUGUUUAAAAUUCAAAUAUAAAUCAGUGAGACGUAUAUAAUACACAAUUAUAUAGUGUAAGACUUGUUUAUCAUACCUACUAGCGCGCCGAUCUGGCUUAGCACGGGUAGAUAUUUUUUUACAAUUUGGGUUACAUUAUUGAAGUUUAAGUAGGGAUCCCUAAUUUUUUCAGUUAAUAAAUAUUGUGUAUGUUAUUCAGGAAUAAUGUAGAAUUUUAAUGGCAAAUAUUUCUUUUUAUCUCUAUCCAGUAGUUUUGGUUUUAUUCGUUACAUACAUACAAAAAUACAAAUCUUACCUCAUUAUAACCUUAAUUUAGAAG
This is a messenger RNA of Achroia grisella, 1946 nucleotides long. Its product is annotated as peptidyl-alpha-hydroxyglycine alpha-amidating lyase 2-like. The transcript has 5 exons. NCBI's taxonomy places the organism in Eukaryota, Metazoa, Arthropoda, Insecta, Lepidoptera, Pyralidae. The record is from RefSeq and is a predicted model, not a curated record. Gene Ontology annotation, cellular component: membrane; extracellular region. The coding region runs from base 394 to 1506 and encodes 370 amino acids. Gene Ontology annotation, biological process: peptide metabolic process. Gene Ontology annotation, molecular function: catalytic activity; protein binding.